Molecule: messenger RNA, 2271 nt
Organism: Lodderomyces theae
Lineage: Eukaryota; Fungi; Ascomycota; Pichiomycetes; Serinales; Debaryomycetaceae
Gene: PSP1
Product: Psp1p
Exons: 1
Coding region: 1-2271 (756 amino acids)
Cellular component (GO): cytoplasm
Source: RefSeq, a predicted model, not a curated record
AUGAUGAACUUGCCAGACUUCCUAAAUAAUGGCGAUUCAAUCAAUGGAAGGGAUUAUAACAGCCGUUCAAAUGGUGGUAGCAGGCACAACCUGAUAUUUGACAAUGGCACAAGCAACAAUAGUAUACCCCCGACUGCACCAUCCAAUAACGACGACCCUCUACAUCAAUCCGAUUUCAAUGACAUUUUGUAUGGCAAACUAUCAAACUUGAAUGAUUAUACGGAGGUGGAUUAUUCUAGAUACUAUUACAACCAGCCAACAGCAAACAACUCCAAUUUCAGAGAUACUUUCAACUUGCCUGCUGAAUUGCAAGGUGGAGUAACCAAUAUCUCAUCCAGAAGACCAAGUUACGCCGCAGAGUCAUUCACCAGAAACAAUUUUUUCCAGCAGCAACCUUCAGCUGCGUCACCCAGUGCAGCAGCACCAGCAGCACCUGCAGCAGGGGUAACACCUUCGCAGACAUCGCAGUUUGGCUCACAAUCUUCCAAUUUCUUUGGCAAUAGCAACAUUAAUAGCAGCCAUGGUAACAGAGGCUUAUCUUCAUUUGCAAUGAUAAACAACUUUCAAGCCAAGAAUAACCAGUUUAAUGGCAAUGGAUUCAACUUUGCGGAUGCAUUUGGAGAGCUUAAUCUAAACUCUGGGUCGAGAUUUAGUGAAUUCCAAUCAAGGAGACCAAGUCAGUUGGUUGAUUUUCCUUGGAACUCGCCGGCAGCAGUAGCACCAGCACCAGCACCAGCAGCAGCACCAGCAGCACAACCACAAUCACAGCCACAGCUACAAUCACAGCAAUUUUUUUCACCACAGCAGCUUCAAAGUCGAUCCUUUGAACAACCAGGUGCAGCUGUAGCAGGAGCUGGACGCAGUGUUUCUAUCGAUGUAACAGGCACUAAUACUUUUGCUCCAUUUGCAGACAUGAAUACUGCUCCGACAUCAGGCCAGGCAAGGCAACAAUCUCGUGCCACUAUUCCUCCUCAAGUUAUGCCUAGAGGUAUGGCACAUGGUGGAAAACAGCAAUCUCUGCAAACACGGGAAUUUUAUCCCUCCCUGCAGCAACCUCAACUUCAAUUUCGGAACGCUCAACUUCAACCAGAUCAAGGAUUUGUAUCGCAUCAAACGUCACUGAGUACUAGUGCUGCUCCUGGACAGUCGGUUAAAUUGGAAAACGGUUUACUUUUGAAGGAUCAGUACAUUGUUGCGUCACCGGAUUUGAAACAAUUGUAUUCCAAAACAAAGAGAUAUUACCAGGAUGAGAAAUUCACGAGCGAGGUCUUAACCAAAAUAAAUGGGUUAUUGGGAAAUCCUGUAAUCACCAAACUAAUUACCUUUAUUAAGAAUUUGAACAAUUUGACCUUCAAUCACAAAAUAUUGUGUUUGGUAAUAAACAAGAAUGGGAAAUUUGACUUAUUGUCCUAUCCAAACAAUUCCAAUAUAUUCUUACAGAAGGAAGAUUUGGUUAUAGUUGAUGGGGACAGAGGCAAAGAUUUGGUAAUGAUUGUCGAGCCCUUGGUGAAUUUAAAUUUUGCUGUGUUGUUCAAUUUUUUCAAGAAAUUGGAACAUUUGAAAAGUUUGACUAUCCAUGAAGGACACGGAGGUAAAGCGCAUGGAGGUACACAUCCCACGACAAUGAAUGCAUCGACCAUAAUCAACUCGCAUUCGAAUGAAGACAAUGAGUUCAUUAUCACUUUGCCAACGAAGCAAGUGUUGCGGUUUGCCACGCCAAAGGAGGUUCAUAAAAUCAGUGGCAAGUUUCUUGAAGAGAAAAAGGCAUUUAUUACAUGCUUCAACAAGAUUAAAGAGUUGGGGUUGGAUUCGGAUUUAACAUUGAUUAAUGUAGAGUAUCAAUGUGAUUUCAAAAAACUAAUAUUUUAUUACUUUGCAGGGUUUAAGCGAAUUGAUUUUAGAGGACUCAUAAAAGAAUUGUUCAAAAUUUACAAAACAAGAAUUUGGUUGUGUGCUGUUUUACCAUUCAAUCAACCAGAAUUGUAUAUCACCAUGGAGGAAGAGGAAGGGGAGAAACGAACUUUGAAUGGGAAAUCAAAGACAAACACAAAUGGCAGUGGAGAUUUUACUGACCAUCGUCUAGCUCUUUUCCCAAAGGAGUAUGAGUUAACGAAUGAACAGAUUUUGAAUUUUGCCAUUACUGAGUUUGAUUCAUUACCACCCCCUAACUAUUUCCACCUGGUGAAUUUACUAAAUUUAAUUAGACAUUUAACCAACGAGUUAAAGAGUCCAUUUUAUGGAUUCAACAAUGACAAAAGUGAGAGCAAAUAA